Molecule: messenger RNA, 2477 nt
Organism: Notolabrus celidotus (New Zealand spotty)
Lineage: Eukaryota; Metazoa; Chordata; Actinopteri; Labriformes; Labridae
Gene: sp8b
Product: sp8 transcription factor b
Exons: 2
Coding region: 81-1442 (453 amino acids)
Biological process (GO): regulation of transcription by RNA polymerase II
Molecular function (GO): DNA-binding transcription factor activity, RNA polymerase II-specific; RNA polymerase II cis-regulatory region sequence-specific DNA binding
Source: RefSeq, a predicted model, not a curated record
GUAUUGCACACCUCUAAAAAAACAGUGCUCUGAUUCAUAAAUAUAAAAAGAUCCUCUGAGGAGGGCACUGUUUUUGUGUGAUGGCAACUUCACUUCUAGGGGAGGAGCCGAGGUUAGGAUCGACUCCUUUAGCCAUGUUAGCAGCAACAUGCAACAAAAUUGGGAGUCCGAGCCCUUCACCGUCCACUAUUUCGGAUAAUUCUUCGUCUUUUGGAAAAGGUUUCCACCCAUGGAAGAGAGCAGCCGCCGCGAGCAGCUGCAGCCUCGGAUCCGGCCUGUCCGGCUUCGGAGUGUCCCGUAACGGAUCCGGCAUCCCGGACUCUUUCGGCACCAACAGCUCGAGUGGAUCCAGUGCUUUUUCCCUCACGUCCGGUACCCCGACUGGUUCACACUUUGGAAACGAUUAUUCUGUUUUCCAAGCGUCAGUUUCGGGUGGCUCUCAAGAGUCCAGCCACCAGCCGGUCUUCAUCUCCAAGGUGCACACCUCAGUGGACAGUCUGCAGGGCAUCUAUCCGAGGAUGAGCGUGGCGCAUCCCUAUGAGUCCUGGUUCAAAUCGUCUCAUCCCGGGAUCCCCACAGGAGAAGUCGGAACCACCGGUGCGUCCGCGUGGUGGGACGUGGGAGCGGGAUGGAUUGACGUUCAGAACCCUAACGGAGCAGCACUACAGACGUCCUUACAUUCUGGUGGGCUGCAGACCUCCCUGCACUCUCCUCUGGGCGGAUAUAAUUCUGAUUACUCCACUUUAAGUCACUCUGCGUUCAGCACGAGCCCUUCUCCACACCUGUUGACAACCGGCCAGCACCUGAUGGACGGUUUCAAACCCGUGUUAUCCUCUUAUCCGGACACGAGCCCCUCUCCGCUAGCCGGGGCAGGGGGGACUAUGCUCUCCGGGGGCCCACCUGCGUCUUUGGCUGGGUCUCCGAGGUCAUCUGCUCGGCGGUAUUCGGGCAGAGCCACGUGCGACUGUCCAAACUGCCAGGAAGCGGAGAGACUGGGGCCGGCGGGCGCAAGCCUCCGGAGGAAAGGUCUCCACAGCUGUCACAUCCCCGGCUGUGGGAAGGUUUACGGGAAAACGUCGCACCUCAAGGCGCAUUUGAGGUGGCACACCGGCGAGAGGCCGUUUGUGUGCAACUGGCUCUUUUGCGGGAAAAGGUUCACGCGCUCCGAUGAGCUACAGCGACAUUUACGCACGCACACCGGCGAGAAAAGGUUCGCCUGUCCGGUGUGCAACAAGAGAUUUAUGCGGAGCGAUCACCUGAGUAAACACGUAAAGACUCACAGCGCCGGAGGCUCCGCCGGCUCUGGUUCCGGGGGCAGCGGAGGAAAGAGGGGGAGUGAUACCGACAGCGAGCACAGCGCGCCGGGGAGCCCUCCGUGCCAUUCUCCCGACCUGUUGCACCCACCUGAGUCCUCCCAGGGAGUAGGCAUGAAUGGCCUCUAAAAGUCCUCUCAGUGAAGUAAAAAAAAAACUGUACAACAAAGUGUUGUGAUGUCCAAGCGGACCUGAAAGUGGACAUACUUUAGUGUAUGCCAAGUGUUUAAAUUCAGCAAGAAAAAGGUCAAUUUCUUUUGUCUUUUUUCCAAGAGUUUCAGACUUAUGACAGCAUAAUUUCAUAGCUGUACUAUCACAAACUUCUCAUUAUAACAUCCAGAGGCGUAAUCAACUUUUGUAGGCACACUUGAACAGGGCACAACUUUUAUGUUUUGGCGGUCUGAUUUGAAUUCUCUCUUUAUAUUGUCUCAAACACGCUAAACCAGAAAACACUGCUGAGGACAAAAAUGUAGGCCUGCAAUGUAAGUUGUGCUACUGCUGUCAUUCAUAAUGUUCCAAACCAAACUGUGGCACUUUAUAAUCGAGCAGGAGAUAUUGUUCAUUUUGACGGGCUGCUCGGUAGGAACAAACACCUGUAAGGUUGGGAAGAUUUGGGCUGGGACUGGUUCGUUAUAUCUCUCUGAUCCCAUCAUAAUGCUGUAGGUUUGUAUCACAUAUUAAUACUCACCCCACAGCCUACAGUAUGUGCGCAGUCUGGACGUAAACCAGCUGAGGUUACUUUGCUGCAAAAUGUGUUGUAUAUACUGAGAAAUGUAGGUUAGAAUAAUUACAGCCCCAUGUAAAGGUGAGUAAUGUAUUUGUCCAGGAGACGAUGAUUUUGUAUAGGUAUUUCUAGUUGUAUAUGGACUCUAGUAAAUAUUUGAAAUAUACGAGAAAAUGUACUUUGAUUUUUUUGACAUGAUAUGAAAUGUAUUGUGGGGAGUUCUAUUUAACCACUUUUUUUCUUGUAUCUAGGGGUCUAUCAUUAGGCGCACUUUGAAUUUAUUUGUAAAAGAUUUGGAAAUCAUUUCCUGUUUACCCACCAGUUUAAUUUAAGCAAGCAUGUUGUAAAGUGAUUUUAAUUUUACGAUGAUAUUUUUGUUUCUCCUCCGAGAAUGGCUUUUUAUGUGAGCCACUCAAUAAAGUCAGUAUGAAUUCAGAUCA